This is a messenger RNA of Lasiosphaeria miniovina, 3801 nucleotides long. RefSeq lists its product as uncharacterized. Bases 1 to 3801 code for a protein of 1266 amino acids. The transcript has 4 exons. The record is from RefSeq and is a predicted model, not a curated record. NCBI's taxonomy places the organism in Eukaryota, Fungi, Ascomycota, Sordariomycetes, Sordariales, Lasiosphaeriaceae.
AUGGGCCGGUUGCUGCGGUUGGCCGGCACAGGCUCAGGCACAGGCACAGGCACAGGCACAGGCACAGGCACAGGCACAGGCACAGGCACAGGCACAGGCACAAGCACAAGCACAAGCACAAGCACAGGCACAGGCACAGGCAAAGGCACAGACAAAAGCGUGGAUACCCACGGCCAAGACACCGUCCCCGACCUGAAGCCGUCGUGGUCAAGGUCCAUCCUCGACCCCUUCAAGAAGUCGCACUCGUACCCUCACCGCCCAAAAAGCGCCGCCGACCUCAACUCUUCCCGGCUCAGGUCCGACUCGGAGUCGCCCGCUCCCCCGCCCACCGGCCUCCGUCGAGCUGUCUCGGCUGCAAGUGCCGCGGCGAAGAGAAUGCGGCGCCGGCGAAACUCAUCUUCCAUCCAUCCCCUCGAUGAGAGUACGGCAGUCGACCAGGAUGUCGCCAAGAAGACAGUUGAACCGAUAACGGAGGUGCCGACCGAGGAACUCGGCGCCGAGUCUGCUCCUGCUGCCCCCGAGUCCGGAGAUGCCAGGUCCCCCUCCCCCGUCUUGUCUGCUGUCGCCGAGGAACAGCCGCUUUUCCCUUCUGGAGGCAACCGAAAGCGCCGUAUCGAUCUCAGCGACGACGACGACGACGACGCCGAUGACAGGAUGUCCUCUGGCAACAGGCGGCAGCCCAAGAGCCGCCCCGGUUCUUCCUCAGAUGGCCUGCAACGCAAGCCCUCGGCCAAGGACCGCAUCCGCAUCUUCGACUGGAUCUACAACCCAGCCGACCAGGUCAAAUGCACCCCGUCGUCUGAGCACCUUCCAGGGCCGUCUGCCGAGGGCAGUAUCUUGACAGCGCCGGCAGAUGGCGACUACGACGACACUCGGCCGUUCAAGUACCAGAGGCACCACACCAUCCCGAUCCCAGCCGAGAAGCAGAACUACCGGCUCUCGCCCACCAUGCGGGGUGGCGUCCAAGAUCCUAGAAUGAGCCUGAUGAGGGUGAUCCAGGAGUCUCAACAUGACCAAUUCGCCAACCCCGAACGCCGGAGCACCAUUGACACCCCGUACAACCUGGACGCCGUCAUAUCCGCACCCCAACGGACCCUGGACCCCAGCCCCUUUUCACGAUCUCCCAUGGCGAGCCAGUGCAACUCCCCGCCGCUCAUAGACCAGUCUCGCUCGACAAGGAGAGGCUCAUCGACCACCAUCGCCACCAGCUCCGGGACCGUUUCCGACUCGAUUUUCACCAAACGCUGGUCGGCGUCCACAGGCCUAACAGCUCCGAGCCAGACAACGCUGACAGUCACGGCGGGUGCAGAGCACGUUUCGGCACAGAUGAAGCGAAUCCGCCCAGAGUCUCCAGCAAACUCUUUCUUUAGCAGGUCGACGGCCUCUCCGAGAUCCUCGACCUCCUAUAUCAACUUUCCACCCAGCCGGACCAGGUCAUGGGUACCCUACGAUAUCUCGUGGGACGAUGACACCAAGGCUCUCCCGCCUGUUCCAGCCCUCCCACAAAACGUCGACCACCUCCCCGGAAGUGCAUUUCUGAAGCACCUCGGCGCAGUCGGUGUAGUCGGUGAAGUGGACUUGGUGCUUCGGGCUGGGAGUCGGGCCCAGGAGCGGCGGUUCAGGCGAAUGGUCAGGAGGGACGUGACGGUGGCGCAGCCGGACAUUCCCGCCGAUGUAGCUACCGCGUCUUGUGCCGCACCUGAAGAGGACCACGACGUCCUCAGCAUCAUCAACGAGCACGCGUCUGAUACCCGGUCGUCAAAGACCAGAUCAUCAACCCAGUCACUAGGAAACAGGAGCGUCGGCCAGGCCACCGUCGGGACCGUCAGCGACACGCACGAAACCCCUUCACUUUCAGCACGCGACAGGGCCGGCCGCCAGUCCUCCGAGACCGCCACGACCGUCGUGUCCCGCGAGACGACCGCGCUCCGGUCAAAUACCCCGGCCACGUCGCUCGGCGACCUGAUGGAGCCAGAACGAAUGAACUACGACGUCAGCGACUCGGAAGACACAAUGUCGGAUUUCACAGACUACACCGACGUGUCGCUGCUCGAGGCCUUUGACGCAAGCCCGGUGCCGUUCAGCCCCGUUCUGCUCGCGAUCCUGGUCAGGCUCAAGGAGGACGUGGUGGCGCUGAUCAGGCAGCGGGCGGACACGAUGUUGCAGGCAGGCGGCGGGCAGCAGUCUCGUGGCAACAACGAGGGCAGCUUCGAGUCGUCUGCCUCCGGGUCCCCGCCCCCGCCCCGACAGAACGGCAACGCGUCCCAGAACGUGCAGAACCUACGGAAGCGGGCCCUCAGUGAAGACGCGGAUGGCUCAGGCCCUAACCGGGGCGACGGCGACGACGGCGAGAAGAGGCAGAAGCGCGAUGCGUCGUCCAGGGCGCUGCUCGAGAGGCGCCUCAAGCUCUUUGCGUGUCCGUUCCUCAAGCGCUAUCCAAAUAGGAAGUGGGAGAAUAGGGCCUGUCACGGCCCGGGGUGGAGGUCAGCGCAUAGAGUCAAGGAACACGUUUACCGAUGCCAUGCGCCGCUCCUGAGGUGCAACAGAUGCUUUGCCGUAUUUGCCGACGAAGCGACGCGGGAUGCGCAUGCCCGCGCAACGCCAGCCUGCGAGCCCAGGAGCGCGCCGCCCGAGCAGGAACCGACAUGCAUCAGCCAAGGGCAGCAGGUCGAGCUGAGGAAGAGGCAGAAAGGACUCACGGACGAGCAGAAGUGGCACAAGCUGUACCGUGUCAUCUUCCCAAACAGCGAGGCCCCGUCACCCUACCACGAAGUCCACCUGCAGAACCCGCUGCCCGACUCGGACACGAUCACCUCGCUGUGGGGGUUCAUGGACCAGGAGUUGGUGCCCCGCAUAGUCUCCGACGUCGGCAGCCACCGGCAGCGGAACAGCGGCAGCAAUCCCGAUGCCCGCGCCGAGACCGACGGUAACGGCGACCUGAUCGAGAUUGUGCGCUCGGCCAUCAAAGAGUGCUUCGACUCGUUUCUCUCCGGCUUCGUCGCCGUGCAGGCCGAGGCGACGCCCCUGACGAUACAGGACCCGCCUAGUUCGCUGCCCGAAAGCCCCGACGUUCCCACCCCGGUCGACGACCGCCGCGGUUCAUUCCCCCCAGAUUAUGGGACUUUGCAAACGAUGAAACGGGCUGCUAGCCCCUGGGGCCCUCCUGCCGGUGGACCGAGCAGGACUGCGACCCCGAAGCCCCCGACACCAAGUGUGGUUUUUAGCAGCGUCUUGCCAACCGCACCGGCAAGUGGGAACUGGUACGCAAUGCUCGCCGCGAGCCAGCAAAUGCCGGCGCCACAGGGCUACCAUAACCAUCAUCGGCGCCUGCGACAGCAACACUUGCAGCAACAACAGCAACAACGGCAGCAUCAACAAGAACAACAACAUCAGCAGCAGCAGCAGCAGCAGCAGCAGCAGCAUCAACAACAACAUCAGCAGCAGCAGCAGCAGCAACAACAGCGCCAGAACUGGUCCGCCGCGCCCGCAUACAUUGACCCGAAACUGACCGUCUUCGACCACGGGGCACGAUACCACCACCAGCUCUCUCCGCUAGCGAACCGUCUCGAGACGACAAGCUACAGCACCAAAAAUGUUGAUGACAACGAUUAUAAUGAGAAUGAUAACGAACACGACAACAACCCAUCAAACAGCUUUCCUGAGGCGCCAUCCACGGCCGCAUUCGACAGCCACAUCACCAACCACUUCUCGUCGCUGAAUGAAUAUGACAACGGCAGUGGCACCCAUGACCAUAUCCCGCGGCGGGGAGAGAACUAUGGAGGUUUUGAUUUUGAUUUUUGA